Messenger RNA from Cavenderia fasciculata, 969 nucleotides. RefSeq lists its product as uncharacterized. Bases 1 to 969 code for a protein of 322 amino acids. Gene Ontology annotation, molecular function: manganese ion transmembrane transporter activity; iron ion transmembrane transporter activity. The transcript has 3 exons. Lineage: Eukaryota; Evosea; Eumycetozoa; Acytosteliales; Cavenderiaceae. The record is from RefSeq and is a predicted model, not a curated record. Gene Ontology annotation, biological process: intracellular manganese ion homeostasis. Gene Ontology annotation, cellular component: membrane.
AUGUCAGAACCAACUACGACGAUUAGACAUCGUGCAAUCAAUAGUAGUGCACAAGAGGCAUAUAGAGAAAAUGACCCUGACAAGUCAAGAGUAGCACAUCAACUAGUUCAAGAACAAAGAAAGAUUGAUGAUGAACCUCAUAAAAGUAACUCAUUUAAAAAGGGAUCAAUUAAAUAUUUAAGAUCAUGUAUUACAUUUGGAUCAUAUGGUAUAUUGUUUUGUAUAGCCGUUGUCAUUGGAUUAGAGGCAUUCUUUCAUAAAUUUGGUAAUAUAUCUGGGUUUACCAUUGUAAGGAAUCAUCAUCAUGACCGAGGAGAUAGAGGUGGUGGUGGUGGGACAACGACAAGUGCGUCACAAGACGAAUACGAUUGGAAUCUAGUGGUGGUAUACAUUACGACGGUAAUCGUGACUGGCACUGGGUUGGCAUUGGCAUGGAUAGAAUCAACCAACAAAAAGACAGAGAUUGAUUUCUAUCACUCUGAAAAGAAACGUGAAAUGUGGGAAUACGACAACUACAUUGAAGGAGAGAUUAAAGAGAUGGUAGAACUCUAUUGCAAAAAGGGUAUGCCCGAACCAGAUGCAGAAAUCGUAGUUAAUCUAUUAUCAAAAUAUAGAGAUUUGUUUGUAGAUAUUAUGAUGGCCGAAGAAUUAAAUUUAUUACCUGUAGAAUUACAUCUUUCACCAAUGGAAACUGGACUUUCAACAUUAUUUUCAUUUAUAACAUUUGGAUUGAUUCCAUUGUUACCAUUUAUUUUCUCACAUAUCAUGUUUACAAAGUUACAUCGAAACAUUGUAUUCCCAUUAUUUAUUUUAAUCGUUGAAUCUAUACUAUUUAUUUUUGGUGCCUUGAAGAGUAAAUACUUUACUGGGUCAUUGUGGAAAGAAGGAAUUAUAGCAUCAAUGAAUGGUAUCAUUUCCAUUUUAGGCUCACUUUGUGUUGGAUAUUAUUUAGGUUAUUUAUUAUCCUAA